Molecule: messenger RNA, 2085 nt
Organism: Rubroshorea leprosula
Lineage: Eukaryota; Viridiplantae; Streptophyta; Magnoliopsida; Malvales; Dipterocarpaceae
Source: the annotation of a GenBank genome assembly
GUCAAUAUCAAACCAAAAAAAAUCUAUGGUACAAAACCCAAAAAUUCUCAAAUCUCCAUUUCCCCAUCUCUCCUCUCCCCUUCCCUUAGAAAAUGUUCCUUUUCUCUAUCUUAAAGAGAAAAACAGCACUCAAUCUCCUCAUAGUAUUUCAUGUUCUUGUUUUCAUGUCUUGUUGUAGUGUCCAAGGCAAGUGCAGAUCUGGUUGUGACCUUGCCUUAGCUUCAUACUACGUAUCCGACGAUGCUUCCGAUGAUAUUGACAAUAUCAGCACCAUCUUCAAACUUAAAAUCUCCGAAAUUCUUCCCUACAAUCCCCAAAUCAAGAAUCCAGAUUACAUCGCGACCGAUGACAGAAUCAAGCUGCCAUUCUCGUGUGACUGUCUGAACGGUGAUUUCUUGGGUCAUACCUUUAGUUACAUUACCCGGUUCGGAGAUACCUAUGACAAGGUUGCUCAGAUGGUUUAUGAUAAUCUCACCACCGAGGAUUGGGUGCGUAGGUUCAAUAUUUAUGAUGAAUUCCAUAUUCCGGACUAUUCUCCGAUCAAUGUGACGGUGAACUGCUCGUGCGGGGAUAGAAGGGUGUCGAAAGAUUAUGGGUUGUUCAUGACUUACCCUCUCCGGCAGGGGGAGAACUUGUCGACUGUCGCGGCGGAGGCUGGGGUGUCGACGGAGAUACUGAUCGGGUAUAAUCCGGGGGUCAAUUUUAGUGCGGGAAGUGGACUCGUGUUUGUACCGGCAAAAGACCAGUAUGGGACCUUUCCACCACUAAAGAUCAGGGCAGCUGGAAUUAAACGAGGAGUCAUUGCAAGCAUAUCUGUAGCUGUUGUCACUGGGGCUUUGCUUUUUUCAGUUUGUCUGUAUGUCAAACUCUAUAAAAGGAAGAAAGUAGAAGAGGCAUCUCAUCAAGAACAUUACUCUCACAUGGAUUUAGGCUCUGGAAGUACCCUGAAGAAAAAAUCAGAAACAACUGCUCUUGUUACUUCUCCUGGGCCCACUAGUAUCACAGUGGACACAUCUGUGGAAUUCUCAUAUGAUGAGCUAGCAAAGGCAACUGAUGACUUUAGCAUGGCUAAUAAAAUCGGACAAGGUGGCUUUGGCUCUGUUUACUAUGCAGAAAUAAGAGGCGAGAAAGUUGCAAUCAAAAAGAUGAAAAACCAAGCAUCAAAACAAUUUCUAGCUGAAUUGAAGGUUUUGACACAUGUUCAUCACUUGAAUCUGGUGCGCUUAAUUGGAUAUUGUAUGGAGGGUUCCUUAUUUGUGGUUUAUGAAUUCAUGGAGAAUGGUAAUUUAAGUCAACAUUUGCGUGGUUCAGGAGGGGAUCCACUAUCAUGGCCAACAAGAGUGCAAAUUGCCUUGGAUUCAGCUCGAGGACUUGAAUACAUUCACGAGCACACCGUCCCUGUCUAUAUUCACCGUGACAUUAAGUCAGCAAACAUAUUAUUAGACCGAAACUUUCGAGCCAAGGUCGCUGAUUUUGGGUUAACCAAACUAUAUGAAUAUGGAAAUUCCUCAUUGCAGACGCAAUUUGUUGGUACUUUUGGUUAUAUGCCUCCAGAGUAUGUGCAAUGUGGUGGUGUUUCUCCUAAGGUGGAUGUCUAUGCCUUUGGAGUUGUCCUCUACGAACUCAUAUCUGCAAAAGAGGCUGUUAUCAAGAUCAAUGAAGAUGCCACAGAAACAAUGGGACUUGUUGCUUUGUUUAAGCAUGUUCUAAGUGAGCUAGAUUCAAAAGAAGAUCUUCGUAAACUGGUUGAUCCUAAGCUUGGUGAUAAUUACACCAUGGAUGAAGUCUUCAAGAUGGCAUAUCUUGCCAGAGCUUGUACACAAGAAAAUCCACAACAUAGACCAAGCAUGAGGUCAAUUGUUGUUGCACUUGCAACGCUAUCAUCUUCCAACGAGGAUUGGUUGAAUCUUUUUAUGAAAAUAAAGCCUUAGUUAAUCAAAUGUCUGGAAGGUAGAUUCUACGUACUAAAACCUUUUUUGGUAAUUUCUAGAGAAACUAAUAUCAUUUUUCGUAACAUGUUAAGAGUACCUUUGUGUAGUAAACUAGAUUAAGAAUCUUUUAUAGGAAGAAAGCUUCUGGCUUCUU